AUGGGGAAGAUAGCGAACACUAUACAUGGGUUGAAGCCAGUGAUAAUGAUGGUUGUGGUUCAAGCUGCAUUGGUAGGAAAUAGUGUAUUCUACAAAUUGGCUUCAAGUAUUGGAAUGAGCAUGAGCGUCUUGAUUGCCUAUCGCUUUGUCUUUGCUGCUGCCUUCAUUGUCCCUCUCGCUCUACUCCUUGAAAGGAUGGAGAGGUUGGGAUUGGGCACAAUGAUAGGCAAGGCGAAGGUGGCAGGGACGUUGAUGUGCAUUGGUGGGGCCAUGCUGCUCAUGUUCUACAAAGGGGCAGAGCUCAACAUCUGUUCAACCAAUGUUGACUUUUUACAUCACAAGGGUGGACACGUGGUGACACUACACCCACAUGAUAGUAAUGACGUGGUGGGAGCUUUAUUGGUUGUGUUCUGCUGUGUCUCUGGUGCAAUAGGAUUGAUUGCUAAGGCUAAGAUGAUACAGGACUAUCCUUGUGUCUACUCCAGCAUUGCUCUGAUAAUGACGAUGACAGCAAUCCAAGCCAUUGGAUUUGCACUCUCCACUCUGCAUGGAUAG
This is a messenger RNA of Camellia sinensis, 555 nucleotides long. The record is from RefSeq and is a predicted model, not a curated record. NCBI's taxonomy places the organism in Eukaryota, Viridiplantae, Streptophyta, Magnoliopsida, Ericales, Theaceae.